Molecule: messenger RNA, 741 nt
Organism: Lotus japonicus
Lineage: Eukaryota; Viridiplantae; Streptophyta; Magnoliopsida; Fabales; Fabaceae
Product: agamous-like MADS-box protein AGL62
Exons: 1
Coding region: 1-741 (246 amino acids)
Biological process (GO): regulation of transcription by RNA polymerase II
Molecular function (GO): RNA polymerase II cis-regulatory region sequence-specific DNA binding; DNA-binding transcription factor activity, RNA polymerase II-specific; protein dimerization activity
Source: RefSeq, a predicted model, not a curated record
AUGUCUACCUCAGGAAAGAAAGGUUGUGGUCGUAAAAAGAUUGAAAUAAAGAAAAUGACAAAUACGAAAAACAUGCAGGUCACUUUCUCGAAGCGCCGCAUUGGGCUCUUCCAGAAAGCCAAUGAGCUUUGCACGCUUUCUGGUGCAGAGAUGGCUCUUAUUGUCACCUCGCCAAGCCAAAAUGUGUUUUCAUUUGGCCAUCCAAGUGUGGAGACCGUCAUUGAUAAGUACCUCUUGGAGGGACAAACUCAACCCUCUGACAACAUGCAAUACAUCACGGCUCAGCGUAGCGCUGACGUGCUUGAGCAAAAUGCAAAGUUGUCCCUAAUCAACAACCAGAUCGACAUCGAUAACAAGCACAACAAGGAGCUUAAUCUUCAGAUCAAUGCGAUGCAAGCUCAGUUUUGGGGGGCCUCUCUGAUUAAAGAGAUGGACAAGUCUCAACUUGAGAAGUUCAAGGCGGCCUUGGAUGAGGUCAAGAAGCAGGUCACUCGCUAUUCUGACAUGCUCCCUAUGCAAGGUGAUGUUGCUGCUAGCGGUGCCGCUAUCAACCCACCAAUACAACAUUUUUUUGCCGCUGGACCCUCGAAUUCCAUGAUCCCUCUCCACCACCCACCACCAGCUCCUCCUCAGGUAUUUCCACCACUGUAUUUUCAGGGCCCCAUGAUGCAGACUCAACACUUAUUUGGUGGCUUUAACAACAUGGGAGGACAUGGAGGACCACCCCCUGGUUUCUACUGA